Messenger RNA from Halteromyces radiatus, 968 nucleotides. Its product is annotated as small GTPase superfamily. The transcript has 4 exons. Lineage: Eukaryota; Fungi; Mucoromycota; Mucoromycetes; Mucorales; Cunninghamellaceae. Gene Ontology annotation, molecular function: GTPase activity; GTP binding; GDP binding. Gene Ontology annotation, biological process: Ras protein signal transduction. The record is from RefSeq and is a predicted model, not a curated record. Gene Ontology annotation, cellular component: plasma membrane. Bases 144 to 731 code for a protein of 195 amino acids.
UUCUUUUUUUUCUUUUUUUUUUUCUUUUUCCGUUUUCGCUUUUUUUUUAUUAUUAUUUUUUUCUUGUUCUUUUAUCAGCAACAUUAACGACACAAUUUCAUUGCGAUUAUCACGUUUAUUAUAAGAACUUUAUUAUCUUCAUCAUGGGAAAGAACAAAGCCAAACAAACUUUACCUCUACACAAGAUUAUCAUGGUUGGGUCUGGAGGUGUUGGAAAAUCAGCUCUUACUCUUCAAUAUAUGUAUGGUGAUUUUGUAGAAGAAUAUGAUCCUACUAAGGCUGACUCUUACCGCAAGAAGGUUGUAUUGGAUGGCCAAGAAUGUCAAAUUGAUAUUUUGGAUACAGCAGGCCAAGAAGAGUAUGCAGCCAUUCGUGAUAAUUACUAUCGUUCUGGUGAAGGAUUCCUUUGUGUCUUCUCUGUUUGUGAACAAGAAUCUUUGGAACAUACUCAAGAAUUUAGAGAUCAAAUCUUACGAGUUUUGGAUGAUGAAACUGUACCAUUUAUUCUUGUAGGAAACAAAGUGGAUUUAGCACAUUUGCGGAAAGUAUCUGGAAGUGAAGCUGGUGCGUUGGCUCAAGAAUGGAACUGUCAAUAUGUAGAAACUUCAGCAAAAACACGACAAAAUGUGGAUCAAGUAUACACCAUGUUAAUGCGCCAGAUACGAGAUCGAAAAUUGAAACAACAAAGCAUGAAUAGUCCUGAUAAGGAUUCUUGUUGUGUCAUUCUUUAAUGAUCUUUGGAAAUUUAUCUGAUGUCUUUUUUUUUUUGUCUGUGUUUUAUAUCUUAUUCUUCUCCUCCGCUUUUAUUUUUUAUUUUUUUUAGCUAUCUUUACUCUUUCUCUUUUUUUUAUCGUCUUUUACUAGAUUAUUUUUUAUUAUUAUGCCUCUCACCUUUUAUUUUUUAUAGUAUAUACAUUCUUUUUAUCAACUUGUCAAUAAUAAAACAAAUAAUCGGAUUUUUAUUAUUA